CCUAUAAAUAAUCCAAGAACUCUGUUUUUUCUUCAGCUUUCCUCCUCAGACCUUAAAAGAGAAAUAUCAAGCAGGGGAAGGGAGGGAGAGAGAGAGAGAAAAGAUGGCUAGUGAAUUCAAAAAGAAAAUGUUUUGGAGGGCAGUAGUGGCUGAGUUCUUAGCCAUGAGCCUCUUUAUUUUUAUCAGCAUCGGCUCAGCACUGGGCUACAAUUUUCCUGUAGUCGGCAACAGAACAGCCACAGCCACUCAAGACAAUGUGAAGGUCUCGCUGGCUUUUGGAAUCGCAAUUGCAACCAUGGCACAAAGUGUGGGCCACAUCAGUGGUGCCCACCUGAACCCAGCGGUGACCCUGGGUCUUCUGCUGAGCUGUCAGAUCAGCCUCUUGAAGGCUUUCAUGUACAUCGUUGCCCAGUGCCUAGGAGCAGUGGUAGCCACGGCGAUUCUUUCUGGAGUCACUUCAUCUCUUCCAAACAACUCCCUUGGGCUCAAUGCGCUUGCAGAUGGAAUCAAUUCAGGCCAAGGGCUGGGCAUUGAAAUAAUUGCCACCUUCCAACUGGUGCUGUGUGUCCUUGCCACCACAGACAGGAGAAGAAAUGAUGUCUCAGGAUCAGCACCUCUGGCCAUUGGGCUCUCUGUUGCCUUAGGACAUCUUCUUGCUAUUGAUUACACCGGUUGUGGAAUUAACCCAGCCAGGUCUUUGGGUUCAGCUUUGGUUGGCAGAAACUUUACUAAUCACUGGAUCUUCUGGGUGGGCCCAAUGCUGGGAGGUGCAAGUGCCGCCCUAAUCUACGACUUCAUCCUGGCUCCCAGAAGCAGCGACCUGACUGACCGUAUAAAGGUGUGGACCAGUGGCCAAGUGGAAGAAUACGAUCUGGAUGGGGAUGACAUUAACACAAGGGUGGAGAUGAAGCCAAAAUAAAGAAGAAUUCAGGGAAAGAAACACAUCAAUUUCUGAAGAUGUUAUCACUAUUAUAGACUCUUUGUAAACACACAAGCAGUAUUUCCAGAAGGUUUUUAAUUCAGGUUUUCCAUUUCCUCGCCCCCUUUCACCCUAGCCUUUACUAUCUGGCUCAUAAGUACAAUGGGCUUGAGGCCAAAAUCACUAGAUACUUGCGUGUGAGCUAGCGAGUGAAGUUAAAAUUCUGAAACCCCAGGUUUAUGGCACUGUAUGGGAAGGAAUCGUUCCCCCGAUGUCUCCAUAUAUGAUCAUGACAUUCAAAUCACCAGUGUAAGUGCUGUGACAGUGGAAUGCUAGGACACAUGAUCUGUCUGUACCCAUAAUGGAGAUUUUACUAGACAGAAAGUUUUAACAUAAAAUAUGAGGCAUAAUAAGCACAUGAAAAAAUUCUCUCCAGUUGUUGGCACAAAAGAAUCCUUUAGAAAUAAAUGCACCUAAAUUGUGAUAUGGAACAUGUCUGAGCUUGCUAGACUGCGUUCGAGCCCCAAAACACUGCACCACCAAUGCUCUCAGCAAAUAUCAAAUCUGCAAGCGCCAGAAACAUUUGCAUCUUCCAAUCUUUUGUUCUCCCUGCACAACCUCGAUGCAACCAGCAGAUAUAAAAUGAAAUCUGAAUUUUCGGACUCCAGGGAACUAAUAACUAGAAGUCAAAUGGAACGCAGCUAUAACAAUGGCAACGAGAACAACACCUCGUUAGCGUGUAAACAGGAUUUGCCUAGUCCUGUGACUCGUCUGCUUUUGUUAAUCUUGCAUAUACAACUGUGCAUCUUAAAACAAAAUGGCAAAAAAUAAAACCCACCCCACUUCAUUUGAGUAGCUAAUACUGGGAAAUUCAGGGACAAUGUAACACAGAAUAUAUCUAUAUAUACUCAAUAUAUGAGUAUAUUCUAAAUGGGCACAAACAAAUAAAUUUUUGAACCUAAACAUAUUUUUGGGGUCAUUUCCUGGAUUUAUAUAUAUAUGUUUUAUAUUAAGAGACUAAUAAACUGUUUUGUAAGAAAAUAGGAGAAGAAAACUAAGGAAAAGGAUUGCGGUAAAUGUUAGGCAAAAUAAAUGGCACUGGAAAUGGAGAGAAAACUAACACAAAAAUAUGUAAGACUAUUUUCUGUUUUUAUUUUUGUGCUACUUUGUAUUGCCUAAGUAAUACACAAUUGUAGAUGGUUGUGUAUACUCACCGCAGAAUAUAUUUGAAGCAGAUACGUACUAAUAUACCUGUUCUAUACUUAGACUAUCACCUUUAAAUAAAAAAUGAGGCCUGGGGUGUAUCUAUAUGAAAAACUGCACACUUUCAAUUCACCCAACCAAUCAAUUGAUAUCGCUAUUGAUCCGUUCUCAUGUUAAUGAAGCAGUAUUGAUCAUAGAGUCAAAACAAGAUUGCAAUGGAUAUGAAAGUUGCAGGCAGCUCAGUACAUGUACAGCACAUAAAAUUAAAAAAAAUAAGCAAACGUGGAAUACAUUUUUCUUUCUUGCAUUCACAUUUGGUAUAUUAUCCCAUGUAUUAUCUAUGUAAAUAUGGCAUGGCUGGAUUUUGGAUCAGUUUAGAAAUAAACAAAAGCCAUUGUACUAACA
Emys orbicularis (European pond turtle) is the source of this 2527-nucleotide messenger RNA. RefSeq names its product aquaporin 1 (Colton blood group) (gene AQP1). Lineage: Eukaryota; Metazoa; Chordata; Testudines; Emydidae. Gene Ontology annotation, cellular component: membrane. Gene Ontology annotation, molecular function: carbon dioxide transmembrane transporter activity; ammonium channel activity; glycerol transmembrane transporter activity. Bases 104 to 919 code for a protein of 271 amino acids. The record is from RefSeq and is a predicted model, not a curated record. The transcript has 4 exons. Gene Ontology annotation, biological process: carbon dioxide transmembrane transport; hyperosmotic response; renal water transport.